AUGCCUAUCCCUCCUGAUCCUCCCAGACAAAAUACCCGUACUCGUCGGCGGUACAUGCAGGGCAGCACUCGGUCAAGAACAAUCGAGCUGGGGACGCUUUCCGAGGUCGACGAAGACAUAUAUCAUAACAGAGAAGGUUACGAAGAGCCUGACGGAAAAGCUUCUACUGUAGAAUGCAAUGGUACGAUACGUCGUCCGACAAACGGCACUGUUCGAAGCAUUGCCAGACAUCUAAGUGAACGACAAAAAAUUGAAAGAGCCCGAUCGGUUGGUUCAGUGGCAUCGCCAGCGGCGCAUCCUGGUCGCAACGAGGAGCAUAUGCAUCCCGGAGUGAGCCAUGAAGAAGUCGUCACUUCUGUAAAUUUCCGUCAAGUACCAUGCAUUCACUUUGGUCACCGUACCGUUCGAUGCAUCUCUGAACAUACUGACUUGAGAGGGCCACUGGCAAAAUGGAGUCCACCGCCGCCAUUGCCGCCACCGCCACUGAUGCACCAUCAUCUCGACGACAAAUGCAAUUCAACUCCACAUGCAUCGAUGUCUGAGUUUCAUCCGCGUACCGUGUCCACUAUGUCAAGAGGCCAUGGCACUCGCAGCAUCUCACGGUCGUCGUCAAUGGCCGGCGGUCUUCUAGUCUACGAUCCACGGACCAUGUCGUUGAUGGACCCACGUCUGGCGGCUGAGAUGCAAAUGCCCGACUACACACUACCAGUCUGAAUGCUAGUACUUUCAAUUAUAUUGGCAAUAGCUGCAUUAGUCUUUGUAAGAAUAAUCUUUAAGAGAAGAAAACUCCCUCCAGGCCCCUUUCCUCUCCCUUUGUUUGGAAAUAUACCGUAUCUUGCUUACCUGACAUAUCUACAUGGUGGCAUUGUACCUGCUCUACAGUUCCUAAAGAAGAAGUAUGGACCAGUAUUCACGGUAUGGUUUGGCCCAUUGCCAACAGUGCACAUCGCUGACCUCACAAUUGCCCAAGAUGCCAUGAUCAAGCAUGGCAACAAUUACGCCAAUAGAUGGGUUCCGCUUCUACUUUCUCUUCCCAGAAAUGGAUUGGGGAUCAUUGUCUCUAAUGGGAAACAUUGGCUGGACCACAGACGAUUUUCGCUGCAUACAUUAAGGAAUUUCGGUUUUGGAAAAAAUAUCAUUGAGGAGAAAAUCAUGGAAGAGUUCAGUCUGAAACUUGAUGAAGUUGAUCAGCAAAUCAGAAAGACGGGCAGCCACGUCGUUGAUCCUUCAACUCUGGUCGAAGUCCUUGUUGGAAGUAUUAUCAAUAGAAUUUUGUUCUCCGAAAGGUUUCAUACGUCUAGUGAUCAUUUUUUCUCUUUGAAACGCGGCGUGGACGAGACACUUAACAGAUUAUCAUUCUUGGAUGUGUUCAUUCACAAAUCUAUGCUAUAUCUUCCUUUUAUUGGGAAGAGAUACGCCGACAUGCUUGCACCAUUCUAUAAACUCAAAGAUUAUCUGCGGCAGCAAAUAAAUCAGCGAAAGAAAGACAUCAAAGAAGGCAGACAUGUUCUCGAAAAUGAGGCCAGCGAUUAUGUUGAUGCGUAUUUCAUUAAAAUGGCAGAAGAAGCCAAAGAAAAUAAAGAAACGUCAUUCACAGAAGAAGCUUUGCUUGUGAAUCUGCUCGAUUUGUGGAUCGCUGGGCAAGAAACAACGACCACAACUAUACUGUCUGGUCUCAUCAAUCUUAUCAAUCAUCCAAAGGAGAUUCAGCGGCUUGCAUCUAUCCUAAACCUGAAUCUAUGGCGACGUGCGGCAAAAGAUGCCCUUGUUGGCGGUUUUCCUGUCACGGCGGGCACAGUAAUUACAGCUCAGCUGUCCCUAAUACUUUCAGAUUUCGAGGUUUUUGAGAAUUCCGCCAAUUUCGACCCUUCGAGAUAUCUGAAAACCAAUCGUACCGAUCAGAACGUCAUUCCUUUUGGAAUCGGCAAACGCGCAUGUCUUGGAGAAUCGCUGGCAAGAGCUGAGUUAUACUUGGCGAGUGAACUCUUUUCGCUUGUUCCUCAAUAG
Molecule: messenger RNA, 2007 nt
Organism: Cylicocyclus nassatus
Lineage: Eukaryota; Metazoa; Nematoda; Chromadorea; Rhabditida; Strongylidae
Source: the annotation of a GenBank genome assembly